CAACUACAUGUGUGUUUGGAUUUGCAGUCUUUGUGUGGUGGUUUUAGAAAGUGAAUGUUUGGGUUUUGGAGUAUUCAGGGUUUUUUUUUUUAUUUGCCAUGGAUCAAGAGUGCAAAAAGUUACCCUUGUUUGUAAUCUUCCUGCUUUUUUGGGGUAGUGCUUAUGGAUUUAAAGGUGGAGAUUCAAAUUCCCCCCAGCCUUCUGACAAUACUUGUCUCACCUAGUGCAGUCCAGUCUUCUGUGUCGGAGGUCCCUGUGACUGGGAUUUUGCCUGAAGAAGUGGGCUCUAGAUUUUUCACUAACAGACCCCUGAAAAGGUUGAACUUACUCCAGUUUGUUAAAGGUCAUGUUUCUAGCAGGCAUGAAUCGACGUCUCAUGCCCAAAGUGCUCCUGGCACUUCCUUUCAAGGGGAAGCUGCAGGGCUUGGCUCUCUUGUUGACUUGUCUCUCCAAUCUCAAGAAACCUCCAGUCACCUUCUGCCCUCACCUGUGGAGGUCUCUAAUCGGUCUACUAAUGGUCAAAGCACUCCCAGCUUGUUUGUUGUUGGCUUUGAGAGCAGUUCAGAUCCACAGUCAACAGGUCCUGUUUCACCUCUAGAGACUCAGGGUGGUCUCUCUCACAGCAUUUUGUCUACCCAAACUCUGGGCUCUGCUUCCACUUCUCAAGGCAGUUCUGAGCCUGAAUGGUCUGGGAGUUCUGAGCAACUUAUCCCUACACAAGUAGAAAGUGGCAGUUAUAGUGGUGUGUCCCAAUCUCUCAGCACUUCUAGUCCAGCAUUCCCCAGUAUACUUGCUGUAUCGCCAGUUUGAUGCCUUGCCUGUGGGGGUUUCUAGGCAGUCCUACAAACUCUCAAAGUUCACCUAGUGUGUCUACAAGCACCCAGAGCAGGUCUGGCACUAUAAUCUCCAGUCACUCUUUCCCUGUGCAGGGAGGUCGUAAUACUUCUAGCUUAUCUUUGAAGCCUCAGGGCAGUCUGGGUCUGUAUGCCCCUGUGUCCCCAACCAAAUAUGUAGGAGUUCCCAUGUCAUCACACCCAGCUGUUUAUAGCCAGUCAGCAAGUAGCUCUGGGGCUCAGUCUGGGGCCUCAACUGGUUUUGCCUCACAAGGAAUGAGUAGCACUUACAGUGGUUCUGUACAGCCUCAAGGUACUGCAAGUCAGUUUGCUCCUGGGUCUCUGUCCUCCUAUCCAAGUGUAUCACUAUCCUCACCUCAAGGUGCUGCCAGUCAGUCUGCUAUAGUCCAGAGUUCACGGAAGCAGUUUACCUCUACCUUCACAGGCAGCUCUGGCACUCAAGAAGGGUUCUCUAUGCCACUGACUCUACAGGGAAGCACCACUUAUCGUGGAUCACUCCAGCCUCAAGGUACCACAAGUCAGUUUGCCCCUGGGUCUCCAUCCUCACCCCAAGGUGCUGCCAGUCAGUCUGCUACAGCCCAGAGUUCACGGAAGCAGUUUACCUCAAGCUAUGGCACUCAGUCAGGUUCCUCUUCGCCAUUCACCCUGCAGGGAAGCACCACUUAUCGUGGAUCACUCCAGCCUCAAGGUACCACAAGUCGGUUUGCCCCUGGGUCUUUAUCCUCCUAUCCAAGUGUAUCACUAUCCUCACCUCAAGGUGCUGCCAGUCAGUCUGCUAUAGUCCAGAGUUCACAGAAGCAGUUUACCUCUACCUUCACAGGCAGCUCUGGCACUCAAGAAGGGUUCUCUAUGCCACUGACUCUACAGGGAAGCACCACUUAUCGUGGAUCACUCCAGCCUCAAGGUACCACAAGUCAGUUUGCCCCUGGGUCUCCAUCCUCACCCCAAGGUGCUGCCAGUCAGUCUGCUACAGUCCAGAGUUCACAGAAGCAGUUUACCUCUACCUUCACAGGCAGCUCUGGCACUCAAGAUGGGUUCUCUAUGCCACUGACUCUACAGGGAAGCACCACUUAUCGUGGAUCACUCCAGCCUCAAGGUACCACAAGUCAGUUUGCCCCUGGGUCUCCAUCCUCACCCCAAGGUGCUGCCAGUCAGUCUGCUACAGUCCAGAGUUCACAGAAGCAGUUUACCUCUACCUUCACAGGCAGCUCUGGCACUCAAGAUGGGUUCUCUAUGCCACUGACUCUACAGGGAAGCACCACUUAUCGUGGAUCACUCCAGCCUCAAGGUACCACAAGUCUGUUUGCCCCUGGGUCUUUAUCCUCCUAUCCAAGUGUAUCACUAUCCUCACCUCAAGGUGCUGCCAGUCAGUCUGCUACAGCCCAGAGUUCACAGAAGCAGUUUACCUCUACCUACACAGGCAGCUCUGGCACCCAGUCAGGUUCCUCUUCGCCAUUCACCCUGCAGGGAAGCACCACUUAUGGUGAAUCCCUUCAGCCUCAAAGUACCACUAGUCAGUUUGCCUCUGCGUCUCCAUCCUCCUAUAACUGUCACUGUGUAUCAUUGUCCUCACCCCAAAGUGUUGCCAGCCAGCUCAGCCAAGCACUUCAAAGCUAUUCCGUGUCCCAAAGCCAGAAGUCUCCUAGAGUGCAGCCUUCUCAAGGUAUUCAGACUCCAGGUGCAACUGCGUCACAGGAUAGUUCUCCAUCUCUCAGCUCACCAAUGCAGAGUAGGUUCUCUUCCCUGUCCUCAGCAGGAGGCUCAUCUUCAGGAGAUUCUGGACAGUUUGUUUCUGCACAGGGUGGUAGCACCAGUUAUGGUGGCUCUUCUCUCCAUUCUCAAAGCCUCUCUAGCAAGUACACCCCUGGGUCCCAUGCAUAUGCCAAGCUUGGUUCCUCUCCCUUAGCUGUUUCUACCCAGUCUACCAGUGAUCAGAGGUCAAAUGGCCUGUAUAGCUCAGACUCUCUUCGAACCCAGGGUCUCCAUAUGGUUAAAAGGCCCUCCAGACUCUCAUAUCAAGCUCCUUCUGAUUUCUCAAGCAGUAACAAGAUAUCUAAGAGUUUUGUGACCUUGCAACGCCCCGCAGGUUCCAACUUUGCUCCGUCUCUAGGCUUGAGUGCCCAAGCACCUUCUGUUAUGUUCUCUGGUAUCCUGCAGACUGCACAGCCUCUACGUGGGUCAGAUGUCUAGCUAUACAACCAACCUCUUAAACCGCUACAAUGUCAAGGGCUAAGGGACUCUAGAAAAUUGCCA
Molecule: messenger RNA, 3107 nt
Organism: Megalobrama amblycephala (Wuchang bream)
Lineage: Eukaryota; Metazoa; Chordata; Actinopteri; Cypriniformes; Xenocyprididae
Product: cell wall protein AWA1-like
Exons: 4
Coding region: 810-3044 (744 amino acids)
Source: RefSeq, a predicted model, not a curated record